Aspergillus calidoustus is the source of this 879-nucleotide messenger RNA. NCBI's taxonomy places the organism in Eukaryota, Fungi, Ascomycota, Eurotiomycetes, Eurotiales, Aspergillaceae. The record is from the annotation of a GenBank genome assembly.
AUGACAUCUAUUCCCUCAAUCUACCUGAAAGACGGGACCUCUAUUCCUGUUAUCGGUUAUGGGACCGGCACUGCCUGGUUCAAAAGGAAAGGGGAUUACGAGGUCAAUCGUGAACUUGUGGAAUCCAUCAAAUCUGCGAUCAAGCUAGGAUAUCAUCAUUUGGAUGGCGCCGAAGUCUACGGCACCGAGCCAGAACUUGGCACUGCAAUCAAAGAGAGUGGUAUUCCGCGAGAGAAGCUCUUCGUGACGACCAAGGUACAAAACAACAUCGCGGACAUCCCCAAGGCAAUUGACGCAAGCUUGAAGAAACUCCAGCUGGACUACGUCGAUCUAUACUUGAUUCACUCACCUUUUUUCGCAAGAUCCCCAGCUGAUCUCCAAACUGCCUGGGCGGCCAUGGAGAAGGUCAAAGAAGCAGGCAAGGCCCGGGCAAUCGGAGUCUCCAAUUUUGUGCAGCAUCACCUCGAAACGAUUUUGGAGACAGCCACGAUCCCACCAGCGAUCAACCAGAUCGAAUAUCACCCAUACCUGCAGCAUGGUUCUCUUGUGCCAUUCCACGAGAAACAGGGAAUAACCACUGCAAGCUACGGGCCCCUCACACCAGUCAUUCGCGCCAAAGGCGGCCCGCUGGAUCCUCUGCUGUCCAAGUUGGCAGGAAAGUAUGGUGUGAGUGAAGGAGAAGUGCUCUUGCGAUGGUCAAUCGACCGUGGAACAGUCUCCGUCACAACAAGCGGCAAAGAAGCUCGCCUUAAAACCUACCUAAAUGUUCUAAGCUUCCACCUUACCGCCGAGGAAGUGGAGGAAAUUGCCCGAAUUGGCGAACAGAAGCAUUUCAGAGCCUUCUGGAACGACAAGAUUGCGGCCGAUGACCGGUCGUAG